Messenger RNA from Racocetra persica, 127 nucleotides. NCBI's taxonomy places the organism in Eukaryota, Fungi, Glomeromycota, Glomeromycetes, Diversisporales, Gigasporaceae. The record is from the annotation of a GenBank genome assembly.
AUUUCUAGCUAUUCUGCAACUUCCUCUGGCAAUUCAGAAGAUAAAAUGGUUGAAGAAGUUAAAUCUUUACCAGAUACCAAGACCAAGUUAAGUAUAUCUACUGAAUCUCACAUUUUCGAUUCAUCUG